Diversispora eburnea is the source of this 352-nucleotide messenger RNA. NCBI's taxonomy places the organism in Eukaryota, Fungi, Glomeromycota, Glomeromycetes, Diversisporales, Diversisporaceae. The record is from the annotation of a GenBank genome assembly.
AUGACAGAAAUCAAAAUCCCAUUUACAAAAAAGAGUAUCAAAAAAGUUCCUGCUAAUGAUUUAAACCCAGGAUGUAAAGGAGUAGAAUUAGAAGUCCAAACUGAUUUCUUAAUGUCGCAAAUUUGUUCCUUAGAUAAAGCGGUUGGUAAUCCUACUGACGGUUCUUUUGAAAAAUUUGGUUUUGUCUUUAAAAAUGAUACCGAACAAGCAACUUAUGAUGCCCUUUUAGAUAGUAAAAACCAAAAUUACGAGUUGAGUUUUGAUAAGGAUAAAGUUUAUUUAGAGGUUUUUGGUUUUGGGAACUUACCUGACGAGACCAAGCCAGAAGUCCAAGUUAGUCUAGGACAUAAAA